Molecule: messenger RNA, 1977 nt
Organism: Coccinella septempunctata (seven-spotted ladybird)
Lineage: Eukaryota; Metazoa; Arthropoda; Insecta; Coleoptera; Coccinellidae
Product: ESF1 homolog
Exons: 1
Coding region: 81-1967 (628 amino acids)
Biological process (GO): rRNA processing
Cellular component (GO): nucleus
Molecular function (GO): RNA binding
Source: RefSeq, a predicted model, not a curated record
AUAAUUUAGUAACCUAUAAAUUUUGAAAAGAGAAGUGCGAAGUGCCAGAUAGUGAUAACAUUUAAAAAUCGAAUUCAAAAAUGGAAGAUGAAAGAGUUAAUCGUUUCAAAACCGAAGCAAAAUUUCGUAAUGUACCUAAGAAAUCCAGAAAGGUAAAAAUUGAUAAGAGGUUUCAGUCUAUGUUCAAAGAUGAACAAUUCAAAGAGAGUUAUUCAAUUGAUAAGAGAGGAAGGCCUAUUAAACACAGUAGUGAUAAAGAUUUGAGACGAUAUUACCAUUUAAGUUCAUCGGAUGAGAGCUCUUCUGAGGAUGAAAAAGAAAGUCAAGCAGAAGAUUUGGGAAAAAAUCAAACCGGAGACAAGAAUGUUUCGGAUGAAAUAAAAAAGAAAUUGAAAAAUUUGAAGGUGGAUUAUGCCAGAGGGGAACAGACUUUGUUAGAGAGCUCAUCAGAUGAUGAGGAGUCUGAAGAAGAAUAUGAAGAGGAAGAUACUAUAGAACAUAAAUGGGGGGAAUUGGACGCUGAUGCAGAAAAAACCGAUACGGUAACAAAUCGCUUAGCAAUUUGUAAUAUGGAUUGGGAUAGGAUAACAGCAGUGGAUAUAAUGGUCUUAUUGAACUCCUUUCUGCCUCCUGGAGGUGUAAUAGAAAGUGUAAAAAUUUAUGUUUCUGAGUUUGGAAAGAAAAGAUUAGUGGAAGAAGACAUUUCAGGUCCACCUGAAUUAAGAGAAACUAAACUUGAUGAUGAAGAUGAGGAAACUGAAGAGGGCUCAAAAUAUCACAUGGAGAAGCUUCGUCAGUACCAGUUAAAUCGUUUGAAAUAUUAUUAUGCUGUUGUAACAUUCAAUAAUGAAAGUGCAGCAAACAAAGUUUAUACAGAAUGUGAUGGAAUGGAAUAUGAAUCUAGUGCUGUUAGACUGGAUCUCAGAAUUAUACCUAAUGAUAUGGAAUUUGAAGAUGAACCAAAAGAUUCUUGCGAAGAAAUGCCUACGAAAUACCAGCCCAAAUAUUUUACAACUUCAGCCUUGCAACAGGCUAAAGUUCAUCUAACUUGGGAUGAGACUAACCCAGAUAGAAUUGAUCUUGCUCAGAAAAUAAAUAGUGGUAAACUUGACGACUUGGACGAUGAUUUGUUAAGAAAUUUCGUAGCUUCAAGUGAAGAUGAAAGUGAGGAUGAAAAUCGUGAAAAAUAUAGUACACUUUUAAAAGAAAUUGAAAAUGAAGGGAAACAAGAAGAGGAUGAUGAUGUGGAAUUAGAAGCUACCUGGGACAUUGGUCUUGAAGAAAAAUCCAAGGAACCAGUGGAAAAAGAGGAUAAAACUCCCUUCCAACAAUAUUUAGAUAAAAGAAAGGAAAAACGAAAACAGAAGAAGAAACUUAAAAAACAAGAAAAUGAUGACAAGCUAGAAGAUUCAGAUAUACCCUCUGAUAUCGACAUGAAUGAUCCAUAUUUUGCUGAAGAAUUCAAUAAACCAGAAUUUACCAAAAAGAAAGAUAAGAAACACCAACGUGAAAAAAUUGAAAGUGACGAAGAAAAGGAUAAUAAUGAAGCUGAACUUCAACUUCUCUUGGCAAAUGAGGAAACAGACGGCAAAAAUCAUUUCAGUUUGAAGAAAAUUCAAGAAAAAGAAGACAAAAGUAAAAAGUCUAAAAAGAACAAAAAAAAGAAGAAAAAUGGGCAACAGGAAAUAAUGGAGAAUGAUGGAUUCAAGCUUAAUGUUGAGGAUCCUAGAUUUUCAGCUGUAUUUUCUAGUCAUUUGUACAGUAUCGACCCUUCAAAUCCACACUACAAAAAAACAGAAGCCAUGGAAACAAUUAUUAAAGAAAAAUUGAAAAGGAGCUCUGAGGUAGAUGACGAAGUUGUCAGUAAAAAGAGUAAAAUGGACGAAAGUAAAAGAAUGAAUACAGAGUUGGGAGUUUUAGUUAAAAACUUGAAGAGAAAAACUAAAGAAAUGUUGAAAAAUAAAUGAUCAUAUUCUA